Messenger RNA from Cynocephalus volans (Philippine flying lemur), 364 nucleotides. Its product is annotated as large ribosomal subunit protein eL27-like. The coding region runs from base 1 to 333 and encodes 110 amino acids. The record is from RefSeq and is a predicted model, not a curated record. Lineage: Eukaryota; Metazoa; Chordata; Mammalia; Dermoptera; Cynocephalidae. The transcript has a single exon. Gene Ontology annotation, cellular component: cytosolic large ribosomal subunit; ribosome. Gene Ontology annotation, biological process: translation. Gene Ontology annotation, molecular function: structural constituent of ribosome.
AUGGGUAAGUUUAUGAAACCCGGCAAAGUGGUGCUGGUGCUGGUCGGAUGCUACUCCGGUUGCAAAGCCAUCAUUGUGAAGAACAUUGAUGAUGGCACCUCAGACCAGUCCUACAGCCAUGCUCUGGUGGCUGGAAUUGACCAUUAUCCUCAAAAAGUGACAGCUGCCAUGGACAAGAAGAAAAUCGCCAAGAGGUCGAAGAUCAAAUCUUUUGUGAAAGUUUAUAACUACAAUCACCUCAUGCCCCCAAGGUACUCUGCGGAUAUCCCCUUAGACAAAGCCAUCAUCAACAAGGACGUCUUCAGAGACCCUACUCUUAAAUGCAAGACCUGACGGGAGGCCAAGGUCAAGUUUGAAGAGAGGU